AUGCCCGUCAUUGAUAUUACUUCUCAGGACCAAUUCACUGAGCUGACCACGGAAAAUGUGCAAGACAAGCUCAUGACGCUAUAUUUCUACACAACUUGGGCCGAGCCUUGCAAAACAAUGAGCGCUGUGGUGAGCGCUUUGAGCGAAGAACCGGUAAACAAGGAGGUCAUGUUUCUAGCUGUAAAUGCCGACAACAAUGCUGAGAUUGCCGAGCUUUUUGAGGUCUCUUCUGUGCCAUAUUUCGUGCUCGUUAGAAAUGGCACGAUCCUGCACGAGUUGUCCGGAGCAGACCCUAAAGAAUUUGUCAAAGCUCUCAGUAGAUUUAACGGGAGCCUAGAGGCGCCAAGCUCGCAGGCGGGUGCGCCACACGAAGACCAAGCUGCGGCAGCAAAAGAGGAUGAAGAAGAUCAACCAGAAGAAACCGAAGAGGAGCUAAUAGAAAGAUUAAAAAAACUAACUCAAGCAGCUCCGGUCAUGCUGUUUAUGAAAGGCACUCCUGCUGAGCCUAAAUGUGGUUUUUCCAGACAGAUGGUUGGCAUCCUUCGUGAAUACCAAGUAAGAUUUGGAUUCUUUGAUAUAUUGAAAGACGACUCGGUCAGAGAAGGCCUCAAGAAGUUUUCUGACUGGCCCACUUUUCCACAACUGUAUACAAGCGGUGAAUUUCAAGGUGGUCUCGAUAUCAUCAAAGAAUCACUGGAGGAGGAUGCCGAGUUUUUCCAGCAUGCUAUGCAUGCAUAA
Messenger RNA from Lachancea nothofagi CBS 11611, 738 nucleotides. NCBI's taxonomy places the organism in Eukaryota, Fungi, Ascomycota, Saccharomycetes, Saccharomycetales, Saccharomycetaceae. The record is from the annotation of a GenBank genome assembly.